ACUGAAAACUAUCAGGCUCUCUCACAUGAUGAAUAUGACUCGUAUUUAUCAAUCUUCCUUCCUCAUAUAAAAAACGACGAAAACUAGUACAAAUUCCUUGCACUGCUCCUCUCAAAAAAUAGGGUAGCUUACAUCAACUUCUCCUUUGCUUUCGCCAAGCUCCAGGCCCCUAAAGCUGCCCUUAUUUAUUGCCUCACGUUUUACCUCUCUUUUGUCCAAUUCUUGUUUCACAUCUUCCUCAUUUCCUCACUUUGUCUUUCUCUUGAAACCCAUGGAAUCAUUUAACUUUCUCAAAUUCUGGCGUAAUACUGCCGCUGUUAGGGAUAUUGAUUCUGAAAUUGAUUCCGUCAAAAAGUUUGCGGUUUCGGAUGUUGUUGAUUAUGUAAAGAAUCCGGCACCUGAUGAAGAAGAAAUCGAUAACGAAGAAGACUCGUUUUUCGAUUUGGUAUUCACAGAGAAUGGAUACCACAAAGAAAACAACAUUCCCAAACCCGAGUCUCCUACAGACGUCUUUGUUAAACCAAAACCUUUACCAAAUGACUCCAACUCAAAGCCUCAUUCUCCGAAUUCAGUCCUUAAUUCUACUGCUCCCAAGUUUCGCGUCUGUUUUUUGGGGUUCAGGAAGUCAUCAAAACCGGAGAAAGUGGACAUUCCCAAGGUUCACUCCAAAAUGUCCUUGCCUAAAGCAAAUGAGAGCAAAGUGGAAGAGGUUCCAAUCAGCUGCAUUUCCUUCAGCUUACAAGGAACUAAACUUCAGACAGUUGAUGAGGACUCGUCAAAGCAAUUUGCCAGAGCGGAUAUGGCGGCCAAGUAUUUGAAAUUAAUGAAGCCUUUGUACUCCAGAGCUUCGAAAAGAUUCACCGAGAAAAGCAAAGUAACAGAACAACUUUCAAGAGCAAGUCAAACAUCAUCUUCUCCAUCAGUGCAAUCAUUGAGCUCACCGAGAAACUCAUCAGAAGAGAAACAGGGGAACAGAGUUGCGGUACUUGGUGCUGUCCGUAAACGCCUUGCGAAGAGCCGCUCGACCGCGUCCUUCUCCACCGGAGCUUCACCUUCUCUGAUAAAUCGCCGAGACAAUUCACUGCUGCAGGAGCAAAAUGACGGGAUCCAAAGUGCUAUUCUUCAUUGCAAGAGAUCAUACAGUUCAGCCCGAAAAGACUGUUCAGUGUUAUCAUCAAGAAAUGCAAAUGAAGACCUGCCAAGGGCCUCUUGUGACGAGCAGAACAGAUGGAGUAUUUGAAUAAAAUAAUCUUAAGCUAUGUGUGUCAAUAUUUUGAAACUAAAUUAGAUAGCGGGAACAGAUGUCUUGUUCCCUUUGUUGAUGAUAUCAUUACACAGUAACUUUUAUUUAUUUAUUUACGAACUAAGUACCGUGAAAGAAGUAGAAUAGUAUGGUUUUCGAUGUAAAGUGACAGAGUAACAAGAUGGAGUUAUGAUUUGUAAACAUUUUUUAAGUUUUUUUUUUUUUUUUUAAAGAUCUUUUAAGUGUUUCAGAGGUUAUCUGUGAAGUGUAAAUGUUGUUAAAUAUCGUCAUUAUUAUGUUGUGAGCUCCAAUUUCCAAAUAAAUAAACUUCUUGUGGCCGAA
This is a messenger RNA of Capsicum annuum, 1585 nucleotides long. Its product is annotated as probable membrane-associated kinase regulator 2. Gene Ontology annotation, cellular component: plasma membrane. The transcript has 2 exons. Lineage: Eukaryota; Viridiplantae; Streptophyta; Magnoliopsida; Solanales; Solanaceae. Bases 272 to 1240 code for a protein of 322 amino acids. The record is from RefSeq and is a predicted model, not a curated record.